AUGGUGAAGGAAACAGGAUUCUACGAUACCUUUGGUGUCAAACCCGAUGCAUCCGCAUCCGAGAUUAAAAAGGCUUAUCGCAAACUCGCACUGCGAUACCACCCUGAUCGCAACCCAGAAGCCGAGGCUCAAGAGAAGUUCAAAGAUAUCUCGUAUCAAUUUGCAGUACUUGAAGAUCCAGAGAAGCGUGCAUUAUACGACCGAGUGGGUGAACAAGGUUUAAAAGAGGGGGGUAUGGAUCGAUCUGGGUUUUCGCCUGAGGACAUCAUCAGUCAAAUGUUUCCAGGAUUUGGGGGGGGUAUGUUUGGCGGCAUGGGCGGCAUGGGAGGCAGACAUCGACAACACAGGGGAAAGGAUGUGGUGCAUGAGUUGGCGAUUACACUGGAGCAAUUAUACUCAGGUACGACUAAAAAGCUGAUGAUGAGGAAAAAUGUUAUCUGCAAGGGUUGCGAUGGAAAAGGAGGCAAGGACGCCCGACAAUGUUCAGCAUGUAGAGGUCGGGGAAUACGCAUGCAUGUGCAGCAAAUAGCACCAGGCAUGAUGCAGCAGUUCCAGGGACCCUGUAAUGAGUGCGACGGGCAGGGUACAAUCAUGAAACCAAAAGAUAGGUGUAAAACCUGCAGUGGCAAGAAGACAACUAGUGAAAGAAAACUAUUCGAAGUGCACGUAGAUAGAGGCAUGAGAGACGGGGAGAAGGUGGUGUUUGAGGGAGAGGCCGAUCAGGAACCAGACAUCCCAAGCGGCGAUGUGGUUGUGAUCCUGCGAGAGAAGCCGCACGAGGUGUUCCAGCGCAAAGACCUGCACCUCGUGAUGAAGAUGAAGAUAACCCUAUUGGAGGCCCUGUGUGGGUUUGUAAAGCCCGUGACACAGUUAGACGGGCGUGUGCUGCACGUGACAGCGUUACCCGGUAUGGUGGUGGCAGACGAUAAGCUCAUGACUAUUAAGGGCGAGGGAAUGCCACAGAUCAGACACCCGGAACUCAAGGGGGAUUUAAUCAUCCAGUUUGACGUACAAUACCCCGAGAGGCUGGAUGAGGCACAGCGUGCGUUGAUUGAGAAGGCUUUAGGUCCGUUGCCUGACUCCAUUAUGGAAACGGACGUCUCAGAAACCGUAUUUCUGGAAGAAUUCGACCCGAAUACCACAGACUUCUCACAGCAAGUCGAUGAGGAUGAUGAUCCUCGAAUGCAUGGAGGCCCCGGUGUACAAUGCCAAAAUCAAUGA
This is a messenger RNA of Sphaeroforma arctica JP610, 1221 nucleotides long. RefSeq lists its product as hypothetical. The transcript is spliced from 5 exons. Gene Ontology annotation, biological process: response to heat; protein refolding. Gene Ontology annotation, cellular component: cytosol; cytoplasm. Bases 1 to 1221 code for a protein of 406 amino acids. Gene Ontology annotation, molecular function: Hsp70 protein binding; ATP binding. The record is from RefSeq and is a predicted model, not a curated record. Lineage: Eukaryota; Ichthyosporea; Ichthyophonida.